AUGGAAGCACCGGGCAUGGAGGGCGUCGACAACGGCCAGCGGGCGGGAGAGGGCGCGCGGGAGGCGAAGCGCGCGGGCGACGACGGCGCGGGGAGCGGGCGCGGCGGGGGCGCGGGGGUCGCCGGGGACGAGCCGUGGGCGGGAGGCAACAGCGUGUUUGCGAUGCUGCGCGGUGCGUUCGACGACGGCGGCGCGAAGGGCAAGGAGAAGAAGGAGAAGAAAGAGAAGAAGGAGAAGAAGGAGAAGAAAGAGAAGAAGGAAAAGAAGGAGAAGAAAGACAAGAAAGAGAAGAGGGGAAAGGAGGUUGAGGGAGGUGGCGUUGGGGGUGCUCUGGAUCCACGCGGGGACGGCAGGGACCGGUCGCUGGCCGGGAGGGAGAGGGAGAGCGAGAGGGAGAGGGGCAGGGAGAGGGCGGGCGACGCGGUGCGGGACGACCGCGCGCGGCGGCGCAGCAGGACCCCCCCGCGGGACAGCCAGAGGGGUGGGGGGGAGUCUCGGCGGGACCGCAGGUCGCGGUCGCCGCGGCACGACGACAGGCGCUACCGCGAUAGGGAUCGGCACCAUCGACGGUGA
Messenger RNA from Pedinophyceae sp. YPF-701, 573 nucleotides. Lineage: Eukaryota; Viridiplantae; Chlorophyta; Pedinophyceae. The record is from the annotation of a GenBank genome assembly.